CUCAGCGCCAUCCAGUGCAAGAACAUCCCCGAUUACCUGAACGACCGGGCCGUGCUGGAGAAGCACUUCGGGCAGUUCGUCCGAGUGAGGCGGGUCCUGACCCGGCGCAACAAAAAGAUGGCGAUUCUGCACUUUUUCGACCACGCCUCUGCAGCUCUUGCCAGAAAGAAAGCAAAAGAGUUGAACAAAGACAUCAUAACCUUUUGGCAUAAGAAGAAAACAAGUCCAGCAAAAAGAGAAUUUCCAUCCAAGGAGAAGAAAGCAGGUGAAGAUGAAGGAAGGCAAAGCAAUGAAGAGCCAAACUAUCAGCAUUCCCCUCUUCGAAAGCCCUUAAUAAGAUCCUCUGCCAGCAGUGUCAUGCCUGGAAAAAGCUCUCAGGCAAAGAAGCCUGGUCUUCGAAAAGCGCUGCAGUUUGAAGCAGAUCUGUUUGAUCCUGGCCCUGAAGGGCAGAGUUCGGAGGCCUUGGGAGUUUCUCUGUCAUCUCUUAGUAACCUGGUAGGAUUAGUGGCUGAGACAUCAGAAGAGAGAUACCGACUUCUGGACCAAAGGGACAAGAUCAUGCGACAAGCUCGAAUAAAAAGAACUGAUCUUGGCAAAGCUAAAACUGUUGUUGGCACCUGCCCGGACAUGUGCCCGGAAAAGGAGCGCUACAUGAGGGAGACCAGGAACCAGCUCAGUAUCUUUGAGGUGCUUCUGGGAUCUGACAAGGUAGACCAUGUAGCAGCAGUCAAGGAAUACAGCAGGUCUUCAGCAGAUCAGGAGGAACCUUUGCCCCAUGAAUUGAGACCCUCUGAGGUGUUGAGCAUGACCAUGGACUAUUUGGUGACAAACAUUAUGGAUCAGGGAGAAGGAAACUACCGAGAGUGGUACGACUUUGUCUGGAACAGAACUCGUGGAAUACGAAAGGAUAUAACCCAGCAACAUCUGUGCAACCCCCUGAUGGUGUCUCUGAUCGAGAAGUGCACUCGCUUCCACAUCCACUGUGCUCACCACCUGUGUGAGGAGCCCAUGUCCUCCUUUGAUGCCAAAAUCAACAACGAGAACAUGACAAAAUGCCUGCAGAGCUUGAAGGAGAUGUAUCAGGACCUGGCUAACAAGGGGAUUUACUGCAACAGUGAGGCAGAGUUCAGAGGUUAUAACGUCUUGCUCAACCUCAACAAGGGUGAUAUUCUCAGGGAAGUACAGCAGUUUCGUCCAGAGGUUAGAAACUCUCCUGAAGUUAGAUUUGCAGUUCAAGCUUUUGCUGCACUAAACAGCAACAACUUUGUCAGGUUUUUCAAGCUGGUGCAAGCUGCCUCCUAUCUGAAUGCCUGUCUCUUACACUGUUACUUCAACCAGAUCCGUAAAGAUGCCCUCAAGUCUCUCAACAUUGCCUACACUGUCAGCACCCAGAGGUGCACAGCCUUUCCCCUGGACCACCUGGUUCGCAUGUUGCUGUUCAGAGACUGUGAGGAAGCAGCUGAUUUCAUCAGUUAUUAUGGCCUGAGUGUAUCUGAUGGUCCUUACGUUCGCUUACGUGGAGCUGAAUUCCUGGAGCCGGACGGGCUGCCCAAGCCCCACAGGUCCCUGUUUGUCAGCCAGAAGCUGAUGGUCUCCGUGGGGGAAGUUGUGAAUGGUGGGCCCUUGCCCCCCAUGCCUCACCACGUGCCUGUGUCCAGCUUCAAUGCACAGAACAAGUACACGGGUGGCAGCACCUCUAUGGAUCAAGCUAGCAGCAGCCAAAAAGCCAGCGUGGAAGCAACAGAAGGAAGAGUGGAAAGCAAAGGUGUGGAUUUGGAUGCUGCAGCAGUAAGAGUCCAGCCCCCAGCUCAUCUUCUGCCCUCACUCUUACCCCGUCAGCUUGUACCCAUGCCUCCUGCACAGGCAGUCUCCCAACCUGCUGGAGAACCUGAGCCUCUCCCUUCAAAGCCUCAGCCUGUCUACACAGACACAGACAUGGCCGAGGUGGUGGAUGAUCUUGUGCUCGAGGUCCUCAAAGGAGAGUGCAGAGAAGUUGGCAGAGCAGGAGUGGCCUAUGUGACAGCUGCCCUCUGCACCUCGGAGGCUGCCGUGGAGGAACUGGUGACUGAGCUGGUGGAAGAGAUCCUGAGGCAGGUGGCUGGGAGGGUGCUCAGCGCCGAGAGGGAGCGCGCCCGGGAGGAGAAGCGCCGAGUGGAGGAGGAGAGGCAAAAGCAGGAAAGAGAACAGUUAAUAAAGCAGUUGAGCCAGGUGGUGGGUAUGGAGUUAAUGGAAGAAGUAAUAAAGGAGAGUCUACGAGAAGCUUCAACCCAUGAGUUAAAAUGUGCCUUAGAAAGAGACCGACAAGCCCGCAUCGCCCGCUGCUCCGAAGAAGUCUGUGGUCAUGUCAUGGAGCUCUUUCUGGAGGAUGAAAUUUUCCAGAGUGCUAAGGAGACCCUUCAGGAGCUCCAGUGUUUCUGCAAGUACUUGCAGCGGUGGAGGGAGGCGGUGGCAGCUCGAACAAAGUUGAAACGUCAAAUGAGGGCAUUUCCAGCUGCUCCCUCUUGCCCAGAUCCAAAAAAUAAACUGAAAGCACUCUCACCCAGUGCAGAGUGGCCUGUAGCCAUGGAGAACUUGUGCAGGAGAAUUGUAAACCUGGGGAAUGGAGGAAAGCUGGGAGUCUCUUGUACAAGAUUGAACUGGCUGAGAAGCAAGACAGUGCAUGAAAUGAAAGUUCAGCACUUCUACCAGCGAUUGUUAAGUGAUUUAGCUUGGACUCCCCUGGAUCUCAUCUCACUGAUCACUGAAAAUAUUCCAGUUCAACAAGAACAGGUUUUUUGGAAGGUGUUGUUGGUUUUGCCAAAUGAAGAUGAAUAUGGGGAGGAUGAUCCCAACAGAAUACUGGUGGAUUGGUUGAAAGCCAAAUUUAUGGGAGACAAAAGCUGGAGGAAAACAGCUCCACAUCCAGAAGGCAGAAUUCAAACACUGACAUUAUUUCAUGCUCCUGGCAUGCAAGGGAGCAGGAGCAUCCAAGUCAGUGUGUGUAUCAAGGUGGCACAUGGUGUGCUCUCUGACUCUGAGCUUGACAUGGCUGAGAUGCAGAAGGACUUGCUUGGGACAAGUGGUCUCCUCCUUCUCCUGCCCCCUCGAGUUAGGAGUGAAGAUGUUGCAGAAGAUGAUGUUUAUUGGCUCUCAGCUUUGCUGCAGUUGAAACAGUUGCUUCAGGCCAAACCUUUCCACCCCAUAGUUCCCCUGGUGGUUCUUGUCCCCAGCCAGGAAGAGGAGGCCAUAGAGAAAGAAGUAGAAGAAGGCUUGAUGCUGCAGGAUUUGAUUUCAGCCCAGCUUAUUUCAGAUUACACCAUUGUUGAGCUCCCAAGUUCCAUCAAUGACUUACAAGGCACCAGAAGGAUUUCUGCAGCUGUGGGCUGGCUGGUGUCCCAGUGCCCUGCCUCCCUGGAGCUCUGCAGUCAGACCCUUCAGGAGUACGUUGAGGAUGGGAUUGAUGGAGAGUUUGGGAAGCGCUUCUACCACGACUGGCAGGAGAGGCAUUCAGCUGGCCUGCCAUCCCAGGAGCCUGGGGCCAUCAUAGAGCUGUACAACAGCCUGCUGCAGUUCCUUUCAGAAGUGGCAUCCUCAGAGCACCUCUGUGACUUGUCUUGGCCUGUUACUGAGUUUUCAGAGCCUGGGGGUAACAAGCUGUUGCCCCACCUGCAGUGGAACGUGCCUGAUCAUCUGGCCUGGCUGAAGAAGGCUGUGCUGUCCUUCCAGAUCCCCUACCUUGAUCUGCCUCCACUGGGAGCUCCCUGGCGCCCUGUUUGCCACAUGAUUUUUCAGUAUGUGUCUCAGAUUGCAAGUUCUUCCCAGACUCGACCACUGAUCCAGUCCCAGGUGGAGAAUCUGCUGAGCAAAACUUACCAGAAGUGGAAAAACAGGACAUCUGCAAACUCUGAUGAAGAUGGGCCUUCUGUUGAUGAGAUCCCUUGGGAUAAUAUCUUGGCAGUCUGUAUUGAUCAUAAACUGAGAGACUGGAAACCACCCAAGCUGCCUCUUGCUCAAGAAGCAGUCAGUGAAGAUGGUCAGAUCCGUGUGUACUUCUUCAGGGAGCACCUAAAGAGCUUCACUCCCCCUUUCUCCUGGGAACAAGCCAGGCUGCGCACACAGGAGGGGAUCCUGCUGGGCCAGGAGAGGUCAAGGGUAAAAUCUCCAGACUCUUCUAAGAACCCCUGGAGUGUGUCCCUGCUGCCAGGGCAGUACAGCUGUGGCACGAGCAUGCUGCCAGCUGCAGAGAGGAGCAUUCCCAGUGCAGAUGGACUCACAGACACAGCCUCAGCCCAGGAGCUCCUCCCAGAACGACUGUUGGCACAGCUGAAACUGGAGAAAACAGAAAGCAGGAGGUUUGAAGAACAGCUGCACCAAUGGCUAGCUGAGGACAUGAAGCCCCUUGGUGAUUUUGUAGGUCUUCCUCUCUACCUCCCCCAGUCUCUGCUUCCCACCACAACUGUCACCUCUCCAUUGGUGAAGAGUCCCACAUCAGCUGCUCAAGAGGCUGAGAGUCAGGAAGGAUGCAGGAUCCUGGCCAAGGAGCUCAGCCCCGCGCUGUCAGACAGACUGAAGUACUUGCAGCAGCUCCUCAGAGCCAACAGGGAGGGUGAAACUGCUUCUGAGCUCCACCUGUCUGCUCUGGUGGACAUGGUGGACAUUUGA
Messenger RNA from Chaetura pelagica (chimney swift), 4641 nucleotides. RefSeq names its product minichromosome maintenance complex component 3 associated protein (gene MCM3AP). Lineage: Eukaryota; Metazoa; Chordata; Aves; Apodiformes; Apodidae. Gene Ontology annotation, biological process: mRNA export from nucleus. The transcript is spliced from 28 exons. The record is from RefSeq and is a predicted model, not a curated record. The annotation marks the transcript as partial. Gene Ontology annotation, molecular function: nucleic acid binding. Gene Ontology annotation, cellular component: cytoplasm; transcription export complex 2; nucleus.